Cylicocyclus nassatus is the source of this 6690-nucleotide messenger RNA. The record is from the annotation of a GenBank genome assembly. Lineage: Eukaryota; Metazoa; Nematoda; Chromadorea; Rhabditida; Strongylidae.
GCCGCAGGCCUUGCAAGGAAUUCGAAGGGCAGCUGUCGACUUCGACAUCCACAACCCUGGGUUCUUGCGAGUUCCGAGGUCAUCGACGGUCAUUGCAAUUCGAUACCACCCAGCCACUAACGCCAUAUUAUGGCCGGCGAGGGCGACCCACCUCCCGACCUCAAUAACCGGCAGGGCGAGGGCAGCGCAAGUGCCAGUUUCCUACGUGCUGCUCGUGCCGGAAAUCUCGAUAAAGUGUUGGAACUGUUGCGCGGCGGAACCGACAUCAACACAUGUAAUGCGAAUGGACUGAACGCAUUACAUUUAGCAUCGAAAGAGGGUCAUAGCGAGGUCGUACGUGAAUUGCUUAAACGUGGAGCGCAUGUCGACUCGGCUACCAAGAAAGGCAACACAGCUCUGCACAUAGCCUCAUUAGCUGGACAGUCAUUAAUAGUUACAAUACUCGUCGAAAAUGGAGCAAAUGUCAACGUUCAAUCGCUUAAUGGUUUUACACCAUUAUAUAUGGCUGCACAGGAAAAUCAUGAAGAUGUAGUACGAUUCCUACUAUCACAUGGCGCAAAUCAAGCCCUAUCCACAGAGGACGGAUUCACUCCGCUAGCAGUAGCGUUGCAACAAGGACACGAUCGGGUCGUGGCCGUACUGCUUGAGAACGAUGCUCGUGGAAAAGUUCGACUUCCCGCCCUCCACAUCGCCGCCAAAAAGGACGAUAUCCGGGCGGCGACCCUACUUCUGCAGAAUGAACACAACGCAGACGUCACGUCCAAAUCCGGUUUCACACCUUUACAUAUUGCCGCUCACUACGGCAAUGAAAAUGUCGCCCAACUUCUCAUCGACAAAGGAGCCAAUGUAAACUACCAAGCGAGGCACAAUAUAAGUCCAUUACACGUCGCAACAAAAUGGGGACGAACAAACAUGGUCGAAUUGUUGCUAAAACAUGGAGCAAUCAUCGAUUCACGAACACGCGAUCUGCUCACUCCACUUCAUUGUGCAUCACGAAGUGGUCACGACCAAGUUGUGGACCUUCUACUCGAAAAAGGCGCUCCAAUUAGUGCCAAGACAAAGAAUGGUCUCGCCCCGUUGCAUAUGGCUGCUCAAGGUGAUCAUGUGGAUUCGGCUCGAAUCCUCCUUUAUCACCGAGCGCCAGUCGAUGAUGUCACAGUUGACUACCUAACACCUCUCCACGUUGCAGCUCAUUGUGGGCACGUUAGGGUAGCAAAACUGCUUCUCGAUCGUAACGCUGAUCCUAAUGCCCGAGCGUUAAAUGGCUUUACACCGUUGCAUAUUGCUUGCAAAAAGAACAGAAUCAAGGUGGUAGAACUUCUAUUGAAGUACCAUGCUGCCAUCGAAGCCACCACAGAAUCAGGGUUAUCACCUCUUCAUGUGGCUUCGUUUAUGGGAGCUAUUAACAUCGUCAUCUAUUUGCUACAACAGGGUGCAAAUCCUGAUGUAGCAACAGUCCGCGGCGAAACACCCUUACAUUUGGCAGCACGUGCAAAUCAAACUGACGUCGUCCGUGUUUUGAUCAGAAAUGGUGCCAAGGUUGACGCUCAAGCACGCGAGCUUCAAACACCUUUGCACAUCGCUAGUCGACUCGGUAAUACGGAUAUCGUCGUCUUGCUGCUACAAGCUGGUGCCAACUCCAAUGCGGCCACUAGGGACCAAUAUACUCCGUUGCAUAUUGCCGCUAAGGAGGGACAGGAAGAGGUAGCAGCGAUACUUCUCGACCACAAUGCCGAAAAGGGUGUUUUGACGAAGAAAGGUUUCACUCCGCUUCAUCUGGCCAGCAAAUACGGAAACGUUGAGGUGGCUAAAUUGCUACUAGAACGCGGUACACCAGUAGAUAUCGAAGGUAAAAACCAAGUAACACCAUUACAUGUUGCCGCUCACUACAAUAACGAUAAGGUUGCGAUGCUUCUUCUGGAAAAUGGCGCAUCUGCUAAAGCAGCGGCAAAGAAUGGCUAUACUCCACUUCAUAUUGCGGCAAAAAAGAACCAAAUGGACAUUGCGAGCACGUUGCUCCAGUACCAUGCCGAUCCAAAUGCGAAAUCUCGAGCCGGCUUCACGCCACUACAUCUAGCAGCUCAAGAAGGACAUCGUGAAAUGUCGGCAUUGCUCAUUGAAAAUGGUUCUGAUGUGGCCGCCAAGGCUAACAACGGACUAACUGCUAUGCAUCUAUGCGCACAGGAAGAUCGUGUACCAGUCGCUGAGGAACUAGUCAAACACAAUGCCGAUGUUAAUAGUCAGACGAAUGCCGGUUAUACUCCACUACAUGUUGCUUGCCACUUUGGCCAAUUGAAUAUGGUCCGCUUCCUCGUCGAACAUGGAGCGAAUGUCGGCGAGACAACGCAUGCCAGCUACACUCCACUUCAUCAAGCCGCCCAGCAAGGCCACAACCAUUGCGUGCGCUACCUUCUCGAGCACGGAGCGUCGCCUAAUGCUCAAACUGCUAAUGGCCAAACCCCGCUUUCGAUCGCUCAACGCCUUGGUUAUGUGUCCGUCGUAGAAACAUUGAAAACUGUGACUGAAACUACAGUAAUCACGGAAACUACUACAGUAGCCGAAGAUCGUUACAAGCCACAGAACCCAGAAGCAAUGAAUGAGACAAUGUUCUCAGAGAGCGAAGAUGAAGGAGCGGCAGCAGAGCAUGAAGCGGCUACAGCUCACGUUAAAGAUUUCUCCGAUACGCUCACGCAAGGACUAGCCGAUUCGACUGGCGUGCACCUGAUUCAUACUGGAGAACGGCUGCUGUCGAAGAGCGCAGAAUUCGAUGGAACAGCGCCAAGAGUAGCGGCCGUUGCUACCACUGACGGCGGACCAGACAAACUAGAUGAACUAAUUCGUAAAGCACAGGCUCAACCGAUGCAAACAAUCGUCAAUGACGCAGCGGCUCUCGAUCGGUCAUUCACUACUAAUGACAACGUGCCGAUCGGGCAUAAUGUCGCUCAGCCAAGUAAACUCCAGCACAAGACUUUCCUGAUCUCAUUUCUGGUCGACGCUCGUGGUGGUGCAAUGCGAGGAUGUCGCCAUUCUGGCGUACGUAUCAUCAUACCACCACGAAAGGCCAGUCAACCUGUGCGUGUUACGUGUCGUUACCUUAGGAAGGAUAAAUUAGCCCAUCCACCGCCGCUUAGCGAAGGUGAAGAACUUGCGUCACGAAUUCUGGAAAUGGCUCCCGCAGGCGCAAAAUUCCUCGGUCCAGUCAUCCUAGAAGUGCCCCAUUUCGCGUCUCUGAGAGAUCGCGAACGUGAAAUAGUCAUCCUGCGCUCGGAUGACGGCCAACACUGGAAAGAACACCAACUCGAAGCGACCGAAGACGCUGUGCAGGAGGUGCUGAAUGAGUCGUUUGACGCUGAAGAAUUGGCCCAACUCGAUGAUCUCCAUACACCUAGAAUUACCCGGAUACUCACCAAUGACUUCCCGAUGUACUUUGCGGUUGUGACUCGAGUUCGGCAGGAGGUGCACUGUGUUGGCCCUGAGGGUGGUGUGAUUAUGUCUUCGGUGGUACCACGUGUACAAGCCAUCUUCCCCGACGGAUCUCUCACGAAGACGAUCAAAGUGUCGGUACAAGCACAACCGGUGCCCCAAGAAAUGGUCACCAGACUGCAUGGCAAUCGAGUAGCGGUGUCACCGAUUGUGACUGUCGAACCGAGGCGCAGAAAAUUCCACAAACCAAUCACUCUAUGCAUUCCACUACCACAAAGCAGCAACAAGGGAAUGCUUACCCAGUAUUCGGGACAACCCGGACAAGAACCACCCACUCUGCGAUUACUAUGCUCUAUCACCGGCGGAUCCGCUCCAGCACAAUGGGAAGACAUCACCGGAACAACACAACUCACAUUCACCGGAGAAGAUGUGUCGUUUACCACGACUGUUUCUGCUCGUUUCUGGCUGAUGGAUUGCCAAACUCCCCGGGAUGCAGCAAGAAUGGCUCAAGAAGUGUACAAUGAGGCCAUCGCUAUCCCAUACAUGGCCAAGUUUGCUGUGUUCGCUAGAAGAACAUUCCCAGUUGAGGGACAGCUAAGAGUGUUCUGCAUGACGGAUGAUAAGGAAGACAAAACACUAGAAAAGCAAGAACACUUCAAGAUGAUUGCCAAGUCUAGAGACGUAGAGGUCCUCAAAGGAAAGCACCAAUUUUUGGAAUUUGCUGGAAAUCUCGUGCCAGUGACAAAGAGCGGAGAUCAGCUAAGCUUGUACUUCUUACCAUUCCAAGAGAAUCGCCUCGCUUUCAUGGUUAAGACCCGUAGCAAAGAUGACACAGAAGCAGCUACCGAGGGUAGAAUUGCUUUCAUGACCGAACCGAAGAUCCGUUCUGAGUCUCUACCACCACAACAGCCAAUCUGUACUUUGGCUAUAUCCCUACCAGAAUACACAGGCGAAGUACCACCGCCAAUUGUACGAAAAGACACGACACCGUUUGAGGUGAAGUAUCAGGAUGCUUUGAAGAAGGAACUUCCGGAAUACGUACACCAAAAUGUUUUGAAAGCUGUAGGACCUGACUGGCAGCGAUUAGCUCGAGCACUGGAGCUUCCCCAUAAAGACAUACAAUAUAUCCGUCAGAACUAUCCUGGCAAAGAAAUUCACAACGUACUGAAAAUAUGGAUCCAUCUAAAGAAGGAAGAAGCAAGUCCGGAACGAUUGGAUAGUGCUUUGCGGCGUAUCGGUCGUGACGACAUCGUCCGCAGUAUUGCACAUGGCGAGCCGGAUUCGUUGAGCUAUGGAAACGGCAGCGAUUCGCCGUCUAGUAAACGUUUCGAACCUGCAAAAUAUGUGGAAUUACCUGCAACUAUACAAAAAACGCUCAAUGGCGUGCCAUCCUCUCCGAAACGCAUUGAACGCUUCGAAGAAAGGGAACAGCAAGAAUAUAGGGAAAAACCAGUACCACCCAUGCCACCACCACGUCGUGACAUACGAGAAACCGUACAGGGACCUCCUUACGAAACUCAUGAAUUCCGUCAUGAAGAGGCCACUGUCGAACAUCCAGAUAGAGAGGCUUCCCCCGCUGGUUCUGCUGGCAUAGCGUACACCACCAAACUGCCAACAGCACACGCGAAUGAAGCGAUAGUUCAUGAACCAGAAAGUGCGAUGGUACAACCUGACGAAGAAGAAACAGUAUCUGAAGUACGAACAGUAGUGCGGACGGAACGACAUGUCCAUGACACUGAAGACGGUCCCAUCGUAGAGGAAAGAACCAUUACAACAACCUAUGAAGACGAUGUAGCCGUCAACGAGCAUGUUGUGGACCGAACCGUGCCCCUUAACGAAGAAGAAAAGCAAAAAUGGGAAGAAUUAAAUCGACUUGCUGGACAUAAAGCAUACGAACAAGAAGAACAAGAACCACUACCGGAAGGAAUGGCUCAGGAAGUUGAAACCGAAAAGUACACGGAACCGGAUGGAACUGUAGUGACGACGACGACAAUCACUAGUCAUUACGCUUCACAGUCGCCCGCCCCUAUCUCUGAGGAAGGCGAAGACGAAGAAGAAGCACUUCGAGCUGUAAAUAAACACGAGGAAGCUGGCUCCGCUGCAAAGCCGGAAGAACGCCACGUUGCUUCAAAUGAGCCCCAUUUCUCGUCUGAAGUCUCUAAACCUUGCCUACACGUCAUUGCCGGAAUUACCGAAAAAGGCGAAAUUAUUUGUUCGGGCGUGGUCGUCGCUGCCGGUGAUGAUGGUACCACAGUGAAGCCAGUCCACCAUGUUCCCUCUGUACAUAAGUUCGAAGCUGAAGACUGGAGUGGUGAGCAUGCAGAGCACCAUGAAGAGCAAGAAGCUCGUAGAGUUUCUUUCACAGCAGGACCUGCUGAAGGAGAUACGCUUUCUGCGGGUGCGCACGACGAGGACACGCCUAUUGCAAGCAGCGCGCAGUUCGAACGCAAUCGCAGCGCCUCACUGGCCGAGGCUUUACAACACAUCGAUCCGAAAGGCGUUCCACAGGUUGGCUUUUUUCAUCCGUCCAGCUCGAUUCCGAUAUUGGAAGCAGAAGAAAGUGGAGAAGCCGCUUCUGGAACUACUACGGCUAGCCAGCCCCUAUCUACUCCCUCAAGCACAACUGAAUCCACGACAAAACCCUCCACUGAGCCUAAAACUGAAACCGCCACAUCGGAAGCAGGGUUUACUUCAGCAUCAGAUCUACCACCAAGUGGCGAAACUGAACGUCUGUUGACAGAUCUCCUAUUCACACUACAUUCACUCAAAAUGGCCUCUCCAGACCGCCAUACUGAAGCAGUGAACAGACUCAAAGAGUUGGAAGAAGAACUCCGAGCAGCCGGUGCUGUAACGCCAGCCGAUCCAGCGGUUGCCGAUGCUGUAGCUCGGGCACUUACUGCCGCUGGACCAGGCAGGGACAUUCAGAUACGUGUAAAUCAAAGUAGACAUACGACUACGACGAAAACAGUUUAUGAGACGGAAACCCCCGGAAUGGUCGGUCUGGAUCCGGAGAAGAUUCGGGAAUUGCAUCAACAGAUGCUCAGCAGCUUAACAUCGGCAGGUGUGGAAGUUGCUCCGGACACUGGAACUACUCAAAAGAAGGAGUCUGCUGAGGAAGGAUAUACCAACGAAGACGGUUCUGUCGUCGUGUCGAAAAAGAUGACACGUAUCGUCACAACAACAAAAACAACCCUUCCUGGCGAUGCUGAACCAACUCCCGUGCUAAUUCUUCACACAGCAAAUUCAUUGCCUCUGCUUCGUCUCUAG